UAAGCUUCUGAGGAAACCCAGAAUCCACUGAAACAAAGUUUAAAACCACAGCUUUCACACAGCAUUGGUCUGAGCUAAAUUUGUGGUGAAUUCCACUUACAGACACAUGUUGUCUUUAAUUAGUUGAAUGCCUCUUCUCCUCAUCAAGGGGAACCACCAAGAAAGGCAGAGCCCUGUCAUUGCUAGUGUUCAUUUGAUUUAGAGACUACAUUUUCAGGUGGCUGACAUGCCCUGCCCCUUUUUCUCUUGGGCAGGGCAUGCUGAUGUAUUUGAAAAUAAAGCCUAUACUGUUUUCUUUUUCAGGAUCCACGAGGCAGCUGCUCAGGGCCAUCAGCUAUACUAGUUUCACUUUCCUCGUGGUACAAGUGGCUUUUCAAAUUGCUUUUCACUACCUGCCACCUAAUGGUAACAUCAGUACGGUAUUCAAUUGCAGCAAUUUAUUCCAGAACUUGUAAAUUCUCUCUCUCUCUCUCUCUCUCUCUCUGUGCCAUUAUAUACAACAGAGGGGCGUAUAAUAGUAUAUUGAAAUAGGUGGUUAUAUACACCAUAGGAGGGACCUUUUAGAUAUUAAUAUUGGUUGACAUCCAAGCGAAUGCUGGCCUGGUGCUAUCGGGGAGAGGUACUGUGUGACCCUCAGGAACAUAUUUUUGGAGGGCAUUGUGGGCUUCAGAGGGAAGGGUGAACAUUGUUCCUUCUCCUGCUCACAUGACCAUAUAGCAAUGGUUUGGGACUCAGCAUUCUGUACCCCCGCAUUAUUAGUCUGGAUAACAGCCUUUAUUUGCAUCGAUUUCCUUUCCAAUGUCAGCAUUCUAGAUCUUCCAUAUACAGGAUUCCCAACUUUGGAUUUCAAAAAUUCUGAUUCUGGGGUUAGAGAGCGGCCAGCAGAUUACAAAAGGAUGAUUUUUUUUUUUUUUAAGCAAGAAAUAAAACACUAGGGCAGGUGACAUGAUCAGUACUUAGCUAGGAGGCACGUCCCAUUUUGUGAUAGUGAGUAAAACAAGGUAAGAGGCACGGAGCUUGAUUGUGAGCAUCCCCCUACCCAGCUUCCAUCCCUAAAUUCGGAACAAGGGAGGAGGAAAGCCCAUCCUACCCAACUGGGGCUUAGCAAAUUAUUUAGAGAUGUUGGGGUCUGGCAAAUAACUUCUGUGUUCCUUUUCAUUAGAUUUCUUAUGGGAAGAAGUGCUGUGCCAUUUUGGUUUCCUAAGAUUGAGCAAUCUUGAUGUUGGAAAUAUUAUUCGUCAUUUGGCUCCCGACACUGGAAUCUUUCUUACUGCCUUUGCAGUCAAAUGGCUUUGCAAAAAGAUGGUGAAAUUUCACAAACAGGAAAGUCAGUUUCACUCCAGGAACCAAGAUCUGCUAUGUUGUGAAGAGGAAGCGAAAGAAGAGGAGGAGGAAGAGGAGGAAUCUGAAGCUGAAGAUGCUGACAAUAAAGAAGCAUAUGGUUCACUUGAGAAGGAUCCUUUUAGAGGAGACCAUGAUGAUGCCAGCCAACCAGGCUUCCUUCUGAAAUUCACUCUGCUCCUAGCAGGCUUGAAGAUCCUCUGCGAAGGUUUGCUCAGUUCUGCUGGCAAGGUGGUGAUCGUACUUCUGUUAGGCUUAGCAGGUAUAAUCCUUCCUUCUGUGACCUCUGCAGUUUAUUUCUUCAGCUUCCUGGGCUUGUGUUCCUGGUGGUCUUGCCACUGCCCCAUCAGCUCAGUCACCUUCAAUAGCUUGUGUGUGAUGAUUGCAUUAUUUGGUGCCGGGCACAUAACUUCCCUUUACCUGUACCAGCUGCCAUACUUUCAGGACCUCAUUCCUCCAGAAGACAUUUAUGCCAGGCUCUUGGGCAUGGUUCCACUUAUUAAAACAAACAUCACCGUUCCCUGGAAACUUCAAGUUCACCCUCAACUAAACUGGCCUAUGGCUCUGAAUCCUCUAGUGCUUCUUGCUCUCUACUAUACACUCGUUAUGAUGCUCCAGCAGUGGGGGCUGCCUACGAAGGAAAGCAAGGAAGAGACUGUCCAUCUACAGUCUGGAGAGUACAGUGAAGUGAAGGUGGAUACUGAACUAUGGAUGACCAUGACAGAAAAUGGCAAGGUGGCUUGUGUUUCAAGAGGCAGCUUUCAGGACAUCCCCCUUUUGCAAUAUCAAAGUAGCAGUUGCUAUGAUAUGGAUGUUUACAUCAAUGAAGAACACCACCUUUCAUCAGAGGAUAUAACAUACCAUGAAACUAUAACAGAAAUGGAUGAAGAAACUUACGUUGAAGGAAAUAGGUCUAGCAUUUUGUCAGCACUGGCACUAUUCUUUCUGAAUCAGAGCUACAUCACAGCAUUGAUUGUCAUGAUGGUCUGGAGCAUCACUCAUGUCAGCUGGCUGACUUUUGUCCUGUUGAUUUGGUCUUGUAUCAUCUGGAUGGUGCGCAGCCGCCGUCUUUAUGCUUUGUGGAGCUCACCCUUCCUUGUUGCCUAUGGAAAUGUCCUGGUGAUCCUAAAUUUUCUUGUAGGACUGAAAGUUUCCCAGGAGGAACUGUUCCCUGAAGUUCCAACCUCUUUGCUCAUUGACUUGGAUUUAAAGCCUUAUUCACAGCCUUGUGUCCACCUGGGAACCAAGAUCCUUUAUCUGUUUACUUUCUGGGUCUUGCUGAAGCAGCAUAUGAUAGAGAGGCAAAACCAGAGGAAAGAGGAAGAAGAAUCACUCAAGGAAGUGACAGUAGAUGAGACUGAAACUGACACACGACACAAUCCACUUUUGGAUAUCCUGGGUUCUGUGCUUAAGGGAAUGCUAGUAAAAUACUGGAUAUACUUCUGUGCUGUCAUGUUCUUUAUUGUCAGCUUCAAUGGCAAAGUGGUUCUGUACAAAAUCCUCUACAUUGUGCUUUUCCUGCUUUGUGUGGCUUUGUACCAGGGACAUUAUGAGAUGUGGAGACGGAUCCUGAAGGGAUUUUGGCUCACUGUGGUCUCUUACUCCAUGGUGGUCCUUAUUGCCAUCUAUGCCUACCAGUUUGAAAUGAUUUCUGCACUUCUCCUAGAAAACUUGGAAAUAUCAGAAGAGAGGUUAAAAGACCUGGGUCUUGAACGAUACAGUACUAUGGAACUAUUCACACGGAUUUUGCUUCCUGAGACCUUUCUGCUGGCUUGCGUCCUUCAGCAACAUUACUUUCAUAAAGAUUUCCUGAAGAUCACAGAUCUGACUACUAUUUCUAUCAGGCCUGCUUCGUCAUCUGGCAGUGACAAGAAAACUGAGACUAGAGUGUUCAUCCUGGCUAAUAUGCUUAAAGAAAAUAUCUUGAAACUGCAAAAAAGGCACAAGGCAAGCACCUGCAGUGAGCCAGCCAGCACAUGCUUCCCUUGCUUGCCACCGUGUACACCCCGUCCCCUGCCGACCAACAGAGAACUAGCAGCAGACCAGUUCAGUCCAGAGAACAGCAACAGGCUGGCCACUGAAAAGCUACAAGAUGUUGUGCAAAGUGGACUGGACCAGUCUGAGAAAAUAGCAGCAUGUGAAACCACAGAAAAGAGUCGUCAUGAUAAACUGGUGGAGAAGAUGAAUGAAUGGACAAAUGUGGUUGAUACGUUGGAGUUCCUUUUUUUGAAGCUCUUGGCAAUGGUUCGGGCAACACAGGUGUUCAUAUGGAGAUUUCUGGAGCUGCACAUCCUUAAGAUUAUUUCCACCUGGAUAAUCUGGAUCACUAUUCAGGAGGUGUCUUUGAUGAACUAUCUCUUCUUCGUCCUUUGGGUAUUUGCUCUUCCAUAUUCCAAGCUCCGCCCACAUGCCUCAAGAAUCUGUACAUUCUGGUCCUGUUUGAUGGUCGUCUGUAAAAUGAUAUACCAGCUGAAGUUUGUCAAGCCCUCCAAGUAUUCCUCAAACUGCACACAGGGGCUGCAGCGAAAUUUGACCUAUCACUAUGCUGACGACGUUGAUGAGUUACUGGAGAAAUCUUUGUUGUAUGUUGCUCCUGUUGACCCAGCGCACUGGUUUGGGGGGCUGCUGAAAUGUCAUGAGAACGCUCUCCCUUGCCUAAAGAAUCACCUCACCAUCUUGGUUUUAAUGGCACUAGAAGCAACUGUGUACCGCCAUCAACUUUUCUACCGGAUUCAGAACCAGCUAGUGCCACCUGCCACAGAAAGUAUUUUUCACAACAUCACCCGGGAGAACCUGGAUGAUGGGCUACUCAGCUGCAUCAAAUAUUUUAUCAACUACAGUUUUUACAAAUUUGGAUUAGAGAUGUGCUUAGUGGGUGCCGUUAAUGUGAUUAGACUGCGCAUGGACUUCUAUGCUGUCAUACAUGCCAGCUGGCUGAUGUACCUGUUGAGCUGCCGUCGAAGGAGAGCAAUUGCUGAAGUCUGGCCCAAAUAUUGUUGUUUCCUUGCCAGCAUUGCGGCCUUUCAGUAUCUGCUUUGCAUUGGUCUCCCAUCUGCUUUAUGCCAAGAUUAUCCAUGGAGAACCUCUCGUUGGCUGCUCCAUUCAAAUCUGAUUAAGUGGCUCUAUCUACCUGAUUUUGUAAAGAGGCCUGAUGCGACUUUUCUGCUGUAUGACUUCCUCCUCCUCCUCUUUGCCUCCUUCCAAUGGCAGGUGUUUGAAGAUGAACAUAAACCUGUUGUGAGGCUGCAGGCUGGAGAUAAUGUCGAGAUCAGCCGGGGCCUUGACCCAGCUGGCCUCAGUGACUACAGUCCAGUUCCAAACUUCGUCCACUGCAGGUCGUAUCUGGAUUUGGUGAAAGUGGUUAUGUUCAGAUACCAUUUCUGGUUUGUCCUUUGCUUGAUUUUUGUGACUGGGACAUCCCAGAUCAAUAUCUUCUGCAUGGGCUACCUGGUGGCCUGUUUCUACUUCAUGCUCUUUGGUAGCAGCCUUCAGCUGAAGCCAGUCAAAGACAUACUCAGACUGUGGGACUAUCUGAUCGCAUACACAGCUUUGGUGAUAGCAAUGAAGAACCUCCUUGCUAUUGGAGCAUGUGCCUACCUUCAUAAAUUACAAAGAAACCACUGUUGGCUCAUUCAGACUUUUGGCAUGUUCUGCACCAUUCCGGGAUAUGAUCUCGAGCCACCUGGGGAUGAGACCUGUGAAUUGCCUGAGAAUGAACUAGGAAUCACUUGGGAUGCGAUAUGUUUCACUUUCCUGCUGAUCCAGCGUAGAGUUUUUACAAGCUACUACUACUUGUAUAUUGUAGCAGAUCUCAAGGCUGCCAACAUCGUAGCCUCCAGAGGAGCGGAACUGUCUGAAGCAAAGCUGAAGAAAAUGGUGGCUCUCCGGAUGGAAGAAGAUGAAAAAUCAGUGCAAGCCAUGAGGAGACAGACGGACUGGAUCAGGCCAAAGCAGAAAAAGUCUCACAGUCUGGAGAAGAGAAUACUUGGCUCAGGAGCAGAAGCGAUGCAAAAGUCUGAAAAAGAGCAAGAGGAUGAUGCUAACAGGAAAGCGAUGGAAGGCAAGAAGACGACAUGGUGGGAACCAUGGGCGACUCACACCUCAGUGAUUCGAGGUGGAAGCUACUACCUCUUUGAGACGGAUAGUGAGGAAGAGGAGGAACAAGGACAUAUUGAAAAGAGUGAGGAAGAAUCCCACAAGAGGAAAACAGCAUUCCAGCUUGCCUAUGAAGCCUGGAUGAACAGCUCAAGGUCAGCUCUAAGGAUGAGGGAGCUAGAUGAAACUCGGGACCAAAGGGAGGAGGAGGAGCAACGAUGCCAAUUGGCAGCCAGUGGAAGAACAGAGUCCUCUGAAGAAAGUUUAGAGAUACCAGUCACUGAAAAGGACUUGGGGGAGCAAGAAAAUAUCGUGCAGCGAGUCACCAACAUUGUCAGGUUUGCUUGGGUCUUUAUUCAAGCAUUGUUUGAUGACGCCACACAAGCACUGCAGUCCCUGUGUAAAGAUAACCUGGACAUCGCUGACGUGCUGCGGAUUGAAAAAUGCAUACUCUGGCAAGAGAUUAAGAAGGGAAGAGAGGCCUCAGCAGACACUGUCCUUCAGUAUUAUAACCUCAAGAAAAGUCAUCUAGAAUAUGGAGAAAGCAAAAUAGAGAUGGCGGAGAUGGAAGAAAGCAGAGAUGAGUUGCCUAAAUACCCACACAGGGAGAACAUUCAGCCAUCACCUGCACAUCUCAGAUGCAGGAGACCUAGCAAAACUGCCGAGGGCGCGGCUGGAAUUGAGAAGGUGGAGGAAGGGAGCCCUGAAGAGUCCUGUCCCAAUGUAUCCACACCAGCUUCUUCCUUUGCCAGUCUGGGCAGUUCGUUAGAAAUUGAAGAACCUGCUCCUUCCCUAUAUGCUGGAAGUAAAGAAGUAGGGAGGCCAUUGCACAAGGUUCCUGCUAUGAUGACAGCUAGUGAACUGCUUUUGAACAGGACAUGUCAUGACAAUGAGUUGGAGCAGUCAGACAAAUUCUACCAGAGCCUUCCUCGCCCCAUGAAGCUGGGAGUUGCUUUCUACAACACCAUGGUGUCAAAAUCAGAGAUGCUGUGUUAUUUUGUGAUCAUUCUAAACCACAUGGUCUCUGCUUCCAUCCUCACUUUGGUCCUGCCUAUCCUGAUAUUUCUGUGGGCCAUGUUAUCUAUACCAAGGCCUACAAAAUUCUUUUGGAUGACUGCUAUCAUGUACACUGAGAUAACAAUUGUGGUCAAAUACUUUUCUCAGUUUGGAUUCUUUCCAUGGACCACUAAGUUAUAUUGUGGUAUCAAUGCUGAAGACCCGUUUGUUUUGCCAAAUAUUGCUGGGAUUGAGAAGAAGGAGGGCUUUGUACACUAUGAUUUGGUGCAGCUGCUGGCCUUGUUCUUCCACAGGUAUAUCUUGAAGAGCUAUGGGCUUUGGGACUCUCAAUGUGUCCGUUCAUCAGACUCUAAGGGAAAGAGAAUAACAAGGAGACAAAAGAGAGAGCACAGAGGCCAUCUGGAAGAUUGUCAGCCUGGAACAGGGUGCCCCUGCAGACCUCAAAGUUCCUUGAGGAACACCUUCAAAGGAAGUGACGUGAAUGUUGAUGAAGUCAAAUCUCCGGAAGAGGCCAAGAAGAAAUGGAGUCUUUUCAGAACAAGCUCCACUGGCAGGAAGAGACUUACCAAAGAAAUGAUAUAUCAGCUGAUACUGAAGGCGAAGAAGCUGUUGAUUAAAAUCGCCCUUCGGAUCUACCAGCCUAUCAAGCAAUUUUUCUAUGACAUUAUUCAUCCAGAGUACAGCCCAAUCUGUGAUGUUUAUGCCCUCAUGUUCCUAGUUGAUGUGAUUAAUUUUAUUAUUGUUAUCUUUGGCUACUGGGCUUUUGGUAAACACUCAGCUGCUGCUGACAUAACGGAAUCCCUCUCAGAAGACCAGGUCCCUGAAGCUUUCCUUGUUAUGCUGUUGAUGCAGUUUGGCACAAUGAUAAUUGAUCGGGCCAUCUACCUGAGAAAGAACAUGUUUGGGAAGUGUGUUUUUCAGGUGGUGCUUGUCUUUGGCAUCCACUUUUGGAUGUUCUUUAUAUUGCCUGGAGUAACAGAAAGGAGAUUUAAUCGGAAUCCAGUGGCUCAGCUGUGGUACUUGGUCAAGUGUGUCUAUUUUGGCUUGUCAGCAUAUCAGAUAAAAUGCGGUUACCCUAAACGGGUCUUGGGCAACUUCCUGACCAAGAGAUACAAUUGCAUAAACCUCUUCUUAUUUCAAGGAUUCCGCCUGGUACCUUUCUUGACUGAGCUGAGGGCUGCCAUGGAUUGGGUUUGGACUGACACCACUCUCAGCCUGUCCAGCUGGAUUUGUGUGGAAGAUAUCUAUGCUAAUAUUUUCAUCAUGAAAUGCUGGCGAGAGUCGGACAAAAAAUACCCCCAGGCUCCUGGGCAAAAGAAGAAAUUGAUUGUGAAAUACGGCAUGGGAGGCUUCAUUGUGUUUGUGUUGAUCUUCAUUGUGUGGUUCCCACUGCUGCUUAUGUCUCUGGUUAAAUCAGUGGCCGGAGUAACCAACCAGCCUCUGGAUGUGUCUAUCAAAAUUACCAUCAGUGGUUAUGAGUCCUUAUUCACCAUGAGUGCUCAGCAGCAAAAUCUGGUCCCUUUCACUCUUGCAGAGUAUAAUGAUCUCAAUGCUCAAUAUGCCCUUCAUCCUUCUGCUAUGCAGUUUAUAGUGAACUACAGCCCAGAGGACAUUGUGGUUGCUAAAAUAAAAGGCAAUGCCAGUCUGCUAUGGAACAUCAGUCCUGCAAGUCGGAAAGCUAUGAUUGCUGAACUUGCCGACUCCUCUGCAAUCUACAUCAAUGUCCACUGGACUCUUCUCAGGAAUGCUUCUGUUGUGAAGAACAUUGAAGCAUCCGGCAUACACACUGUGCACUAUGAAGAGAAGGAAAUACGGGAACAAAUCGUUCAAAUGCUUUGUGGGACCAGGACAGAACCUGUUUUGCUUCCUGGUGUCCUACCAAGAUACCUGAGGGCUACUGGUGGAGCAGAAGCCAAAAUGGCACAUCGAAUGCAAGUGGCUCAUUCCAACCAGCCAAAGGACAUAGAUGAGAUGGCCUUCUUCAGAAAUAUAACCAUAAAGCUGCAGCAGCUGCCUGCCAAUGGAUCUUCAAGCCACGUUCUGGAAUGGUGGAUGGUGAAGGAGCAGAGGCCUGGCUGCCCGGGUCAUGAGUGCAGCAAGAACAUGGAACUCGUCAUCUAUAGUGACAAAGUCAGCCCUUCCAGCCUGGGAUUCUUGGCAGGUCAUGGCAUUGUUGGUCUCUACAUGUCUGUCGUUCUGGUCAUUGGAAAAUUCAUCCGAGAGAUGUUCAAUGGCAUUUCACGCUCCAUCAUGUUUGAAGAGCUGCCAAAUGUGGAUCGUGUCCUGAAACUCUGCACAGAUAUCUUCCUGGUAAGAGAGAUGGGAGAAUUGGAGCUGGAAGAACAGCUUUUUGCUAAGCUCAUGUUCCUGUACAGAUCUCCUGAAACCAUGAUUAAGUGGACCAGGGAAAACAAAGAACCAUAAAGUGAGAAGUGGGUGUGGUGAGUCAGUGCAGAAGGGAAAUGCUGAGGGGAAACUGCAGAAGUACCUGUAGAAGAGACUGUAAAUCAAAAGCUAAAUGAGGGCUAAGGCCAUUCCGUGUAACGUUAUGAACAAACAUGUUUAAUGCAUGAGCUUUUCAGUAUACUGUGAGGUGGUACUACAAACUGCGUGCACAAUUUCCUAUCUAAAUACACAAAACAAAGAAUGCA
Messenger RNA from Hemicordylus capensis (graceful crag lizard), 9104 nucleotides. Its product is annotated as piezo-type mechanosensitive ion channel component 2-like. The transcript is spliced from 51 exons. Bases 1303 to 8877 code for a protein of 2524 amino acids. The record is from RefSeq and is a predicted model, not a curated record. NCBI's taxonomy places the organism in Eukaryota, Metazoa, Chordata, Lepidosauria, Squamata, Cordylidae.